Molecule: messenger RNA, 141 nt
Organism: Cetraspora pellucida
Lineage: Eukaryota; Fungi; Glomeromycota; Glomeromycetes; Diversisporales; Gigasporaceae
Source: the annotation of a GenBank genome assembly
AUGACAACAAUCAUUAUGAGAGGUAACACAUAUGAAGUAAGACCUGAGAGUUUAUUAGGAAAGAUGCUAGAAAAAUCAACAGCACAAAGUCUACAGAGGGUUGGCAUUGUGGAGCUUGUCAAAAUACUAGAAACAACAGAU